AUGCUGAAGAUUAUUCUCAACCGCGAGCUGACGAUGCACAUGAGGGCGCUCAACCACAAGGUGCGCUAUACGGUGAUGCAGUACGUCUACCGGUUCUUCACGAUUUUCCCGGAGGAUGCUGAGAUCAUUGACGAAAUGUCGCGCGAUCGCAGCCCGAAGGUGCGCGCAGCUGUCUACAAGGCCCUGCGUCCGUUGCUGACGAAUGCCGCCGCAAUGAAUGUCGUCGAGCAUGCCCUGAAAUGCGUGGUGCCCCACGGAUUGGCCGAUCGAAGCGAAAAGGUCCGACUCGCCUGCUUCCAAUUCCUCAAUUUGAUCCGCGACCAUCGUUUUAUCAGAUUCUACGACGUUGCCGACGUGUCGCUGAUCCUGGCGUGCGCCGAGUUGGAGACGGACAAGAAGGUCCAGGAGCAGAUUGUUGGGCUGAUCCAGAAGUCGUUCCUGCCAGCAGGCGCCCUAUUCGACGAGUGGAUUCGACGCCAAAAGCGGCUGAUCAAGGAGGGUGGACGGAGGGCGCUCGUCACCUUCUACCAGCACAUCUACACCCUCGGCUUCAUCACCCUCGAGAAAGCCGCCAAUCUCUUCGUGCAUGUGCUGGGUCGAUACCUCUACCAGCGCUGGAAGGACAACUCGGUGCCCGGGGUCGACAUCUCGCAGCUUUCCCUUGAUGACAGCAUUUUGCUCCCCGAAAAGGACGCCGAUUUUGACGACGACGACGAGGACAUGGACAAGGAGAAUCAGGGCGAGAAGAAACCACUGAUGGAACGCCCGGGAUUCGACGUCGACCUGGCCUUCUUCGAAGCCGCGCUCGCGCUGUGGAAAUCGAUGCAAAAGGACCUCAAGGGCCUGCCCGAGAAGGAAGCGCAUGUCGAGAACGUCGCGUUUCACUUUUUCGAGAAAAUCUACGCAAAAUAUAGGGAAACGGCGCUUGUGGGCGUGAAUCUGGCGAUGGGACUGCUGUUCCGUAGAAAGGACCGACGGCUCGCGAUACUGAGUGUGGCCAGGCAGUCGUUGACGGAUUUGAGGAACGGCAAACUCGAGCCCACAUAUUACGGCAACUACGUGGUCUUCAUCUGGACGUUUGUGCCCGACGAUUUGCUGGAAUCCAUAGUACAUGACAUUGAGUCACUGACCGGCUACCUGUCGCCGGAGCAUCGCGGAGAGCCAACACCGAAGAAGCGGAAAGGAGAGGCGGAGAAGUCGCCGCGGGAAUGCAUAGAGCGGGCAUGCCAAAUCUUCUUCUACCUCACCCAGACGAAACGCGUCAGCGCCGAAAUGUUCACCGAGCACGCGGCGCCGCUGAGGAAAAUCUACCAGAACCUCUGCGCCGCGAUGCCGAACUUGCUCGACAAGUUGGUGCCGGACUACAGCGACGAAGAAGACCCCGGGCGCUCCGACUCCAACGAGACGUGCAUGAAGCUGGUCGAGAUGUUCUGGGUACUGUUCGAAAUGCUGGUGGCCGCCGAGCUCGCCUCCGACCGCAACCCGGAAAGCCAGGCUAACAAGGUUCUCGAGUCGUUCGAGCAGCUGCGCGAGUUCUACGACUCGCUGACCAUCAACUACGUGCACAACAUGCAGCGGCUGAUGGACAACCAGGACACGCAGUGGCUGACCGCGCACAAGUUGUUCAAGCUGUUCCUCAGCCCGAAGGUGGUCGAGUUCGUGGUGGGUCUGGCCCAGGUGAAGGAAAAGUGGUGCGGAAAGACGGUGGCCCUUGAGGACUCGAAUCUGAGAAGCCCGGAUGAAGUAUGCGAGGGUAUGAUCCAGUCGUGCUGUGAGGUGGCGAUCGCCCUCAUCGAUGCGGAUGCCCACGAAAAUCAGCUUCAACUUGUCCUCGAGACGAUCAAGCACAUGAAUCCCAUCAAGGGCAUGGACCUCUACCGGCGCUCCUACGAAAAGCUGGCCAAAGCCCUCGAGGCGAAAUUCAUAGAAUGGGUGUGGUCGGUGCGGCAAUUCCUCACCGGCGAACUGGCCACGCUGUGCUGCCAUUUCCUGGUCUUCGUCUUCGACGCCGACUGGACCGACCCGACCUACAAGGACAAGUACCUACGCCAUCUGCUGCGCAUCAUGAUCAAGGACUUGCUGGCCGGACUGGAUCAGAACCACGACAUCAUCGACCCGUACGACCGCGAUUUCGAGCUGAGCCCCCUCAUCCGAUUUUGCGUCCAGCGUGCCAGCCCCAGAAUCCGCGAGUUCAAGCAGCUGAAUUCGAUGCUUCACGAGCUCGUCGCGUGCAACACGAAGGAGAAGGACUACAUACCCAUCGACAAUCCGGAUCUCGACGCGCUGGCAAUGCGACUUAUCGCCGCCCUGGAGCUGGCCUGCAUCCUCGACACCAAGUACACCGCCAAACGAAAAGCGAAAGCUCGUGGCAAGCCAAUCGAAGAUGUCAGCUCAUCGUUACUGAAUUAUAAUCAUGACUCCGACUACGUGACCGAAAUGAAGAAGCUGAUCCGGCUCAGGUUGCAAGAACUCAUCGAACGGGAUGGCACGGAAGUCGUCAACAGCGAACGCGAAGUGGAAGAAGCCCGAUUCAUGGACCCCCGGCUGUUAGAUCAGUUGAAAGCCCUGUGCGACUACGAGGAACCGACGGCCUUC
Mesorhabditis spiculigera is the source of this 2595-nucleotide messenger RNA. NCBI's taxonomy places the organism in Eukaryota, Metazoa, Nematoda, Chromadorea, Rhabditida, Rhabditidae. The record is from the annotation of a GenBank genome assembly.